AUGACGUCCUACUUUUCUCAGGCAAAUCCUGAAGAAUUAUUAGUUCCUCCUGUCAACUUUUCGCUUGUUGCCAAAGGGAUAUACAGAGGAUCUUAUCCAAAUCAGAGAAAUUUCUCGUUUCUCCGACAUCUUGGAUUGAAGACCAUUCUAUUCUUAUGCCCAGAAGACUACUCACAAAGUAAUCAAGAAUUCUUAGACGCUAACAACAUUAAAUUGAUUCGAGUGCCUAUGGAAGGUAAUAAAGAACCAUUCAAAAUUAUUCCGACCGAACUUAUGAAUGAGGCAAUGUGUCAUUUAGCUGACCGUAGAAGUCAUCCAAUUUAUAUUCAUUGUAAUAAAGGAAAGCAUAGAACUGGAUCCGUUGUAGGAUGCUUAAGAAAGAUUCAACAAUGGACACUCACAUCGAUCUUUGAAGAGUAUAGACGUUUUACUGGAACCAAAGCUCGUCAAAUAGAUGAACAAUUUAUCGAAUUAUAUAAUCCUCCUGUUCAGAAGCUUCCUCAUGAAUACUUACCAGAAUGCCUUGCCCAUCUUAAGUAA
Molecule: messenger RNA, 540 nt
Organism: Trichomonas vaginalis G3
Lineage: Eukaryota; Parabasalia; Trichomonadida; Trichomonadidae
Product: protein tyrosine phosphatase protein
Exons: 1
Coding region: 1-540 (179 amino acids)
Biological process (GO): protein dephosphorylation
Cellular component (GO): cytoplasm
Molecular function (GO): phosphatase activity
Source: RefSeq, a predicted model, not a curated record